UACUUCCUAGAAACAGCAAGUACGCUGCUCAACCCUGCCUGAACUUUCCUGUAAACAGCCACUGACAGACUGCAUCCCUGCUGGGUGGAUCCCGCGACUCCUAGAGGGAAUGGCACUUCUUGUUUUUAAUUAGCAAGGUGAAAGGUGAAUUAAAACUAGCAGUUUGGCAAGUCGGUGCAAGAGGCUGACUUCUGAGAGGCUUCCAGGAGCCCGAAGAGAGGACCUCCACGGGAGAAGGGAGUGCGUGUGCGUGUGCGUGUGCUCGGGUUUUUUUUUUUUUUUCUGAAUGAACAGCUUUGCCUAAGUGACUGAAAAAUACAGCUUCUUCCUGAAUCUACCGGCGUAGUUGCUGAAGAGAGCUCUAGACAGGACAUGGCUCUGAAGACUCACUCUUUGGAAUGUCCUCUUGCUCCCGGCUUAUAAACAACUGUCCUGAGGAAAGAAAGGUUUUACGUAGCCAAAUACAGCCUGACAAAUGGCACUUCGGAACUGUGCUUUCUGAUGACAACGCGUUCGAUUUCUGACAAAGCCUCUCGCACGCUGCCCCUGGAGGGAAGUCCUAAGUAAAACUCAGACCCUCCUUAAAGUGAGGAGCGAGGGCUUGGACGGUGAACACGGCAGCAUGGCAUCCGCCGGGUACAUUAUCACCUUGCUCCUGUGGGGUUACUUACUGGAGCUUUGGACAGGAGGUCAUACAGCUGAUACUACCCACCCCCGGUUACGCCUGUCACAUAAAGAGCUCUUGAAUCUGAACAGAACAUCAGUAUUUCAUAGCCCAUUUGGAUUUCUUGAUCUCCAUACAAUGCUGCUGGAUGAAUAUCAAGAGCGGCUCUUCGUGGGAGGCAGGGACCUUGUAUAUUCCCUCAGCUUGGAGAGAAUCAGUGACGGCUAUAAAGAGAUACACUGGCCUAGUACAGCUCUAAAAAUGGAAGAAUGCAUAAUGAAGGGAAAAGAUGCGGGUGAAUGUGCAAAUUAUGUUCGGGUUUUGCAUCACUAUAACAGGACACACCUUCUGACUUGUGGUACUGGAGCUUUUGAUCCAGUUUGUGCCUUCAUCAGAGUUGGGUAUCAUUUGGAGGAUCCUCUGUUUCACCUGGAAUCACCCAGAUCUGAGAGAGGAAGGGGCAGAUGUCCUUUUGACCCCAGCUCCUCCUUCAUCUCCACUUUAAUUGGUAGUGAAUUGUUUGCUGGACUCUACAGUGACUACUGGAGCAGAGACGCUGCAAUCUUCCGUAGCAUGGGGCGACUGGCCCAUAUCCGCACUGAGCAUGACGAUGAGCGUCUGUUGAAAGAACCAAAAUUUGUAGGUUCAUACAUGAUUCCUGACAAUGAAGACAGAGAUGACAACAAAGUAUAUUUCUUUUUUACUGAGAAGGCACUGGAGGCAGAAAACAAUGCCCACGCAAUUUACACCAGGGUCGGGCGGCUCUGUGCGAAUGAUGUAGGAGGGCAGAGAAUACUGGUGAAUAAGUGGAGCACUUUCCUAAAAGCGAGACUCGUUUGCUCAGUACCAGGAAUGAAUGGGAUUGACACACAUUUUGAUGAAUUAGAGGACAUUUUUUUGCUACCUACUAGAGAUCAUAAGAAUCCGGUGAUAUUUGGACUCUUUAACACUACCAGUAAUAUUUUUCGAGGGCAUGCUAUAUGUGUCUAUCAUAUGUCUAGCAUUCGGGCAGCCUUCAACGGACCAUAUGCACAUAAGGAAGGACCUGAAUACCACUGGUCAGUCUAUGAAGGAAAAGUCCCUUAUCCAAGGCCUGGUUCUUGUGCCAGCAAUGUAAAUGGAGGGAGAUACGGAACCACCAAGGACUAUCCCGAUGAUGCCAUCCGAUUUGCAAGAAGUCAUCCACUAAUGUACCAGGCCAUAAAACCUGCCCAUAAAAAACCAAUAUUGGUAAAAACAGAUGGAAAAUAUAACCUGAAACAAAUAGCAGUGGAUCGAGUGGAAGCUGAGGAUGGCCAAUAUGAUGUCUUAUUUAUUGGGACAGAUAAUGGAAUUGUGCUGAAAGUAAUCACAAUUUACAACCAAGAAAUGGAAUCAAUGGAAGAAGUAAUUCUAGAAGAACUUCAGAUAUUCAAGGAUCCAGUUCCUAUUAUUUCUAUGGAGAUUUCUUCAAAGCGAAGGCGUUUCCGGAGACAAGAUGUUCGACAUGGAAAUGCAGCGCAGCAGUGCUUUGGACAACAGUUUGUUGGGGAUGCUUUGGAUAAGACUGAAGAGCAUCUGGCUUAUGGCAUAGAGAACAACAGUACUUUGCUGGAAUGUACUCCACGAUCUUUACAAGCAAAAGUUAUCUGGUUUGUACAGAAAGGACGGGAGACAAGAAAAGAGGAGGUGAAGACAAAUGACAGAGUGGUUAAGAUGGACCUUGGUUUACUCUUCCUAAGGUUACACAAAUCAGAUGCUGGGACCUAUUUUUGCCAGACAGUAGAGCAUAGCUUUGUCCAUACUGUCCGUAAAAUCACCCUGGAGGUAGUGGAAGAGGAGAAAGUCGAUGAUAUGUUUAACAAGGACGAUGAGGAGGACAAGCAUCACAGGAUGCCUUGUCCUGCCCAGAGUAGCGUCUCACAGGGAGCAAAACCAUGGUACAAGGAAUUCUUGCAACUGAUCGGUUACAGCAACUUCCAGAGAGUGGAAGAAUACUGCGAGAAAGUAUGGUGCACAGAUAGGAAGAGGAAAAAGCUUAAAAUGUCCCCCUCCAAGUGGAAGUAUGCCAACCCUCAGGAAAAGAAGCUCCGUUCCAAACCUGAGCAUUACCGCCUGCCCAGGCACACGCUGGACUCCUGAUGGGGUGAGACUAUCUACUGUCUUUUGAAGAAUUUAUAUUUGGAAUGUAAAAAAUAAAUCAUCCAACUUCUUUGCAUUACUUAAAAGAGAUUUCUGUAAUACAGGAAUGACUAUGAAGGUGUUAUAAUAAAUUAUUCUACAUACUCAUUUGACUGGAUAAAUUUCACAUAAAAUUAACUAAUUUUUUAAAUAAAUGCAUUGCUUAAUGGUUUCUCAUUAUGUUUAUCAAAAAACAAUAUAGCUGUAAUUUUCAGUACUUGGCUGCUUUUCCGUGAAGAUUAUUAUUUUAGUUUUGGAAGACUUAAGAGUAUUAGAAUAUUGAAGAAAAAAUUGGAGAAUUUUAUAAUCAUGGUAAAUAUAAAAACUAAAUACGUUUUAAUAUUUCAGAAUUUUUCUUUUCCACCACAUUGUAAGAUAUGCAGAAUACAAGAUACUUUGUCAUUCUCAUGUGAACUUUCUGUACUCUUUAAGGAUUUUUUUUAUUAGUGUUGUUUAAGUCAUGAGUGUUAAGUAGCAGGUGUGUUGUGACUGCUGUAACCCAUGAAAGGAAAAAUGUGGUCGUUCUGAGGCUUGUGCCCUUCGUAAAAUAUUCAUUAAAGCAUACUCACAAUAUUUUUGCUUUAUAACACAGUCUUUAAAUUUCACUCACUGUGGAAAGAAAAACUAAGGUAACUUCUCAGAAAGAUAUCAAAGAAUGUCAAAUCAGAUGAAGUUAUAGUUAGAAUUCUAACUACUGUAAAAGAUUUUUGCUGCUCUCUUGUGGUAAGAAAAAGUAUAUUCUCACACAUUUCUUUUUUCUCUACAGAUGGGUAUCUGUUUAGGAAAGAUUUGAAAGCAGAUUAUCAGUAGAUACAUCGAUACAUGAAGUUCAUUUGCAGAAACAAAUAACUGAAAUAAAAAACACAUUAAUCCUUAUGUCAUACUUUAAUAUGAAAGUAUUGUUUAUAGAUAAUUUAUUGUCUCACAGGUCAAAAAUGGAGAUUUUGCGGCACUGAAGAUCUAUUAAAGCCCCAAAGUUUAAGUUUCCAACUAAUCUUCGCUGAAAUCUAAAAUAUAUUAUAACAACCAUGCUUUAUUUGUGAAAAAGUAUUAAAGUGAUUUGCUCUCAAA
Molecule: messenger RNA, 3895 nt
Organism: Mandrillus leucophaeus (drill)
Lineage: Eukaryota; Metazoa; Chordata; Mammalia; Primates; Cercopithecidae
Gene: SEMA3E
Product: sema domain, immunoglobulin domain (Ig), short basic domain, secreted, (semaphorin) 3E
Exons: 16
Coding region: 623-2785 (720 amino acids)
Biological process (GO): negative regulation of axon extension involved in axon guidance; axon guidance; positive regulation of cell migration
Molecular function (GO): semaphorin receptor binding; chemorepellent activity
Source: RefSeq, a predicted model, not a curated record